Musca domestica (house fly) is the source of this 7564-nucleotide messenger RNA. It is a transcript of the gene Mnn1, whose product is annotated as menin. The transcript is spliced from 5 exons. Gene Ontology annotation, cellular component: chromatin; histone methyltransferase complex; nucleus. Gene Ontology annotation, biological process: negative regulation of cell cycle; regulation of transcription by RNA polymerase II; negative regulation of cell population proliferation. Bases 1158 to 3467 code for a protein of 769 amino acids. Gene Ontology annotation, molecular function: Y-form DNA binding; transcription cis-regulatory region binding; chromatin binding. The record is from RefSeq and is a predicted model, not a curated record. NCBI's taxonomy places the organism in Eukaryota, Metazoa, Arthropoda, Insecta, Diptera, Muscidae.
CCAACCAACAACAUAAAAUAAAAACAUCAAGUUUCCAGAGAUUAAUUUUUUAUGAAAAUUAAAAAACAAUUGAGUUUUCUGAAUGGAAACGACUUUAGAAGAGAAACAGAAACUAGUUGGAAGAAAAAAUUAAAAGUAGAAAUACAUUAAACGAUAAAUACGCAAAAAUAAUGUUGGUAUUGUUGUAAAUAAGAGAAAGUGGGUGAGAAAAAAUCUGAAUGUGCCAACUAAUGACAUUUUAAAAGAAAACAAAACAACAACACUAAAAUACUGCGUAAAAAAAGUUGCUGAAAGGAGUGGGAGUUGUUUUGGCGAUUGGUAUUUGACUCUGUCAGAAAGGGCAUGAAAGGUCUAGUUGGCGGAUGGCCACGAUGAUGUCGUAGAGGAAUUUUUUCUCAUCUGUCUCUGUACAUGUGUGUGUGUGUUUGUGUAUGUUUACAUAUUGUGCGUGUGAAUCAUUUUGCAAUCAACAUGCUAAAAACCACGUAGAAAAAGUUAAAUAACAAAAAAAAUAAAUUAAACAACAACACAAGCGUAACGUGAUCUGAUAAAGGGAUAAAAUACAACAAUAACAACACAUGAGACAUCGGCAAAAAAAUAUUUGAUUCAAAAACGUAAUACCUGCUGUAAUACCCAUUUCAUUGCAAAAAUUGAUUGAAAAUGUAAAUUUUUGUGGGUACAGCAGCUCCCAAAAAAAUAAAUGACAAGAAGCCGAAGGAGGAGGUGGAAAGAAAGUGAAGAAGUAGUUAGUUGUUGCACAUUACAUUCUUCUUAUAUAGAACGUACCUUGUUGUAUUUUGGCGAACAAGGUAAACAAAGAAGGCAGUACAAAAAAGUGGUUUGUCAACUUGUGGCGUCUCAUCGUCAAACUCAGAACAGGGACGAAAGCCCUUCUACAAGAACAACAAUUGCAGCCUGCCACACUACGGCUGACGACUACUGCUGCUGCUGCCGCCACCACUGCUGUUGGUAGAAGGAAAAGAAGAAACAAUAAAAGUAGUAGCAUCGAACAGCAGUUGCAUUCAUUUCACACCAAAUACCAACAAACAGAAGCAACAAAAAGAAAAAUUGUCACCCGAUAUUUAAUUCGGCAGCAGCUGUAAUAUACAUUUUUCCCGGAUAGUUUAAUACCUAGUUUUGUGAGAUAUCCAACAAUUAUGGCAACAGUUACUCGAAGCAGCAAUAGUCCUUCCAUUUCAUUAACUUCACCGCUGGACCCCAGUCUUUUUCCAUUGAAGUCAAUAAAUGAUGUUGUCAACUUUUUCAAAAGAUCCUUAGAACUGUACCACAGUCAUUGUGUGGAACCUGAUUUGACUUUGCUGUCAAUUGUUGCUGGCUACAUUGAGUUGUCGUUGACAACUGGAGAUGCAGCUCAGGCCGCACAGGCAACCAUCAAUUCAACGACAACCUCGUCAUCAGCCUCGGGUGCAUCAACGUUAGCCGGCAUUGUGGGCAACACGUCGACAGCCAACACACACGACAUCAUCAAAAGCAAUUCCGUUCCUUUCCCGGUGGUGACUUAUGAACUUGUUUCUGGUCUCUAUAAGAAAUUCCAAAGUAUAUUAUCCAUAGUGGAUAAACCGAAGGUGUCAUCAACAUGCAACAGUCGACAAGCAACCAGAGAGGUUAUAAAAAAGGUAUCCGAUGUCAUAUGGCAUUCGUUGAUACGCAGCAGCUACAAAGAUCGUGCCCACCUACAAAAUCUCUAUACAUAUCUAUCGGGUAAUAAGUUGGAUUGUUUUGGUGUAGCGUUGGCUGUGGUGGCUGGAUGUCAAUUGCUUGGAUAUCGUGAUGUACGUUUGGCCAUAUCCGAGGAUCAUGCCUGGGUGGUUUUUGGCAAUAAGAAACUGGAAACAAUUGAGGUGACAUGGCAUGGCAAGGGUAGUGAGGAUAAGCGAGGUCAAGAUAUACAGGCGGGUAUUGAGUCAGGGUCAUGGCUAUAUUUGGGUGGUUAUCCUGUUGUGUGUGAUAAACCAAUGGAGGUGGCAGCCAUUGCCUCGGCCAUCAACAUUUCCCUGUCAAGCAAUAGCGAUUGUGUGGAGGUAGCCGAAAUGCAGCAACGUUUACUGUGGAUGUUGUACGAUAUGGGUCAUCUAAGGAAAUAUCCCAUGGCAAUUGGUACCCUUGGUGAAUUGGAGGAAAUCAAUCCAACACCUAAACGUGUGUCCUGUGACCAACUAUACCGCGAAGCCAUAGAAUCUGCCCGGGCCCAUUAUCAAAAUCAUCAUGUCUAUCCGUACACGUACCAGGGCAACUACUAUAACCGCCUGAAUAAAUAUCGUGAAGCCUUUGCCGCCUGGGCCAAUGCUGCCGAUGUUAUACGCCUGUACACCUAUCAAUGUCGUGAUGAUGAAGAAAUCUACAAAGAACUAUUGGAUAUUGCCAAUGAAAUGAUACCCUAUGUUAUGAAAACCGAAAGUUCUGGUCAUUCAGCACGCAGUAUCCUAAGAGAUUCGGAGGUUUUUGCAAAUCUCUUGAGAUUUUAUGAUGGCAUUUGCCAAUGGGAAGAGGAUAGUUUGACGCCAAUUCUUCAUAUUGGUUGGGCCAAACCAUUGGUCAAUAAUAUUUGUAAAUUUGACUAUGAUGUUAGGUCGCAAGUUAUAAUUAAGGUACCCGAAGAUGAACCGCAGGCGGUUCACAGAGGUGCUACAUCGGCGACGACGUCCAUGGAUGUGGGAAGUGAUGAGACUUUAAAAGAGGCUAAAACAAUGGGUGAAUCGACAACAACAGCGGAAGGAAACAAUAAUUCACUGAAAAAGGAAGAGAAAACAAAUGAUGGCAACAAAUCUGAAAUGCCAACAACAUUAUUGGCCGAUUUGACAGCUGCUUGCGGUGAAAAGAUUCUAAAUCCAGACUUGCUACUGCAGGGAUUACGACAGGGCUACAAUUUAUCACCGCCCGAGGAUUCAGCGAUUUCCGGUUCAUCUCAAGACCGUCAGAAUAAUACAAAUCGGCGUACGGGCUUCCUUUUCGCCGCUGACCAACAACUAAAACAAAAACGCAAUAAAGAAUCUAACGACGACAAUAGCAGCUUAAAUGGCAAAGAUGAACACAAAUAUGAUGUUACACCUGCAAUUGGCAGCAAUACAUUGGGACAAUCAAUAAACCAUACGAUAACGAGUAACUUAUCGGUGGCAAUGCCGGAACCACCUUUAGAUGAUGAUGAUCCAUUGAAACAUAUGUUCAAAACACCCGUCAUCACCUUAUAUAGUCAGAAAAUGAAAGGACUCAAAGAUCUACUGCUGGCCGAAAAAUUGAAUACCCAUGCAAUCUCGUUACAAGUGACAGCACAAUCAGUUGCCAGCCGUAAGGUUCGUGGUGUUGAUAAACUCGGUAAUCAUACAACAAAUUCAACAUAUUCAUCGGCAAAUGUCGGAGCAGCGGGUUCUGCAUCUUCGGGUGAUACAUCUGCGGCGGCAAACGAUUCAAUUGCCGUAUCGCGUCCCAAACGUACACGACGUGAAUGAGUUCAGUGUAACAAUUACUGCUGUGACAGCGGGCUGUGUCAGUGGUAAGAUUGUGCUAAGUUUUGUUCUUGUUGGUACUGUUAAUCACGGUGGGUGGAUGGUGUCUGUCAGGCGUUUGUUCCUCUUGUUUUUAUUGUAAGUGUAGAUAAAAACUUUUUGUUUUCUCUAGAAUUCCUUUUGCUUCAGUAGACAGGGUUUACAGAAAUAAUUGCAUCUCUUUUUUGCCACUUUUUUAAAAUUCCCAACCAUACAAUACAAUUUUGAUCCUUAAAAAGGAUAGAGAGAGAAAUUAAAACAAUUAUUUUUUAGAACCCAUAGACAUUUGUUAAAUGAUUCCAAUAUAAAAUAAUACCUUUUACCACAAUGUGGUGUAGGGUAUAAAAAACAUUGAAAAAGCCAAGCUACAAGUAAGAAAAGAAAUUUGUCCGAUAACUUUUGAAAAUAACCCAGUAAUUUUGUAUCCUCCACAAGUACAUGUAGUAUUAAGUUAUAAACCAUUAUUACCUUGUCUUGUAACAAAAUCUAUUUUCUUUAGAAAGUAGCGCCAAGCGUCUUGUUUUGUAAGAUAUAUCUCCAAAAAAAAUUGCUUUUUCUUUAUGAACUUCAAUGUUUGUAUAUAUGUAUUUUAAUAAGGUAGUUUUUUAUUUGCCUUACCCUAUGGCUCUGUGUUUAUUUAAUGGUGCUCACUGUUUUGUUUUUACAUUUCAUGUUUUGUGUUAAUAAUUUAUGUUUUUCAAUAAUUACAUUUUAUAAAAAAAAAAAAUUUUUUUGUGGUGCAAUAUAAGCUGUAGAGAAAACUUUACACUCCCAUUUCAAGCAAGAUCAAAAGGAAUUCAAAUCAAUUGACAUAGCAAAGCAAAAAAUUCCUUUCAGAAAGUAAUUCCGAGGGAGAAAAGUAGGCAUCACGCAAGUUCUAUAUAUGGUUGCGUAAUUCAAAGGAGUCAAAUCAUAACAAUGAAUAUAUAUUAAGUUUAGUGUCAUAUAGUCAAAAAUGGUCUUAAUGUCGGAUCUUAUAUGGGCGCUUCAAAAUGUAUUUUUCGCAAAAUUUGGAAAUAUUUAUAAAAAAAAAAUCAAACAUAUCCCCGCAAUCAUAACAUAACUUAUGUGGUACCAUCUCUUUAUACCCUCAGCCAUAUGGCUAGAGAAGGUGUAUAUCAUUUGAGACGGCCAAAACGUGCUUAAUCCACAUACGGUUUUAGACCCUAGGUCUCUUUGGUUCAAAUCCGUUUCAGGAUAUUUGGAGUCGAUCUAGCGAUGUCCGUCUGGUACCCACGAUAACUCGAAGGAAGUAUCCCAUUUGUCAAACUUAGAUCGAGUUCGGAGAUGGGCAAUAUCCAUCCAUUCCUUCUGGUACCACCCCCACAAAAGGUCAAAAUUUUCAAAAAAAAUAUUUUCUGCACAGAAUGAGAAACGACAACCCGAUUUUGCUCCAACUUUGCAAGUAUUAAUAAUUGCUUUAGUGCUAAGUCAGGUGCGAAAAUGGAAAAUAUCGGUCCACUCCAUCGAGUACCUCCCCCACAAAGGUUCAAAGUUUUGAAUAACCAAAACGUUUAUAAAAUCCGAAAUAAGCAUCAGUUCUCUUUAUAUUUCACACACUCCAUUAUUUCCAUUAACAAAAGAUCCGUUGUGAAGAUGGGAUAUAUCGGUCCACUCCUUCUGGUACCUCUCCCACAAAGGCUCAAAAUUUUGAAUAGCCAUGAAGCUCAUAAAAAGCGAAAUUGACAUCCGAUUCCUUUCAAGAAAUGGUAAAUCCCAAUAUUUCCAUCAACACAACACAGUCCAAACCUAGCACGUCGCAAUAUUUAUAACAUAUUUAUUUAGGACCAACACGAAAUGGCCAAUAUUGGCCCAUUCCUUCGGAACCUACAGCAUAAGGGGUUAAACAUUUGAAUAAUCAUAACAAAAGUCAAAAUAUUUUUAAAUAAUCGAACAUUGGCUGAGGGUAUACAGCUGUCGGCAAAACCGACCGACUUUUUUACUUGUUUGGAAAAUUUUCAUGCUUCUUCCGAAUGGUGGAGGAUAUAAAAAUUCAGGGCGGCCAAACUUUGCUGAUUUUGUACUUGCUGUUAGUCACCUUGGCGUACGAACUUCUGGCCUGUAUAAAGUUUGCUGAACCUCUUUUCCAUGAUAUUCGUAAAUUCUGACUGUCUGUGGCAAUUCCAGCCAUAUAAACAAUAUUUGGGUACCUGCGUGUCUCCUAACAUAUUUGUGAAUCUGCUCAUUUAAUAAACUGGUCUAUCCCAUUGGAUAGCCGUUUCCUGCAAUAAGUUGCCCAUGGAAGCACUUUAUGGUGUGACUUUGCAUUGCCACUACCAUUUUUUAAUGUCAAGAACACCCCUUGACUCCUAAAUUAUAAAUGCUCCCGUUUAUAUUUUCAAAUAAUAUUGCCACUGCGGGAAGACUGAGCCCAUAACCUUAUAAUAUUGAAGAUAAAAAAAAUUAACUAUUUGUCUGUAUUCGCACAGAAACGAAUUCGCGCGUAAUUAACUUCAAGAAUGCUUUUGUCAAAAGAAUACAAAGAUAAAGCAGAGUUGCCAUUUCUUACAUAAAUUAUAUAAAUACGGUAUAUUUUUCAUUUCAAGCAUCAAUUCUGUGACAUUUCUCUUCUUAAGCUUUGUAUUGCACCACAAGCAAUCUUUCCAACGUAAUAAUAUUUUAUUUUAAUUAUAUCAACUAAAUAUUUAGUACACACGUAUGUAUAUACACCCGCGCAUAUAUGUUUUGUUUCUGUAAUACACUUCCUAUACUUUUGUGAUAUGUUUUUUUUAAUUUAUAAAUUUUUAGUAUUUCUUAUUUUAUAAAUUAAAGUAAAUAUUUAUAUUAUAAUGCAACAGGAAAAAUCAAACUUUUUUAAAUAUUUAAAAACUAUAAGUAAAAUAUAUAUACACAUAAAUAUUUAUAUAGUUUUUAAUGUUAUUAGUAUUUAAGCUAUAAUUAUUCAACUUAAUUUUUGAUUAAUUUGACUUUGAAAACAAUAUGACCUCUCUUCUAAUUAUUAAUACACAUAUAUAACGAGUAUGUAUAAAAACUAAUAUUUAUUUAUACAAAUACAAAACUUCAAGCACAAACUAUAAUAAUCGAAAACAAACAAAACAAAAAAAGGAAACGCUCAAAACUUUUUAAAAUAACUAAACUUUUGUUAACACAUUUAAUUGACAUGAAUGUAAAAAAGGAACAAGUAUUAGUUUCUGUCCCUUUAAAAACAAAACAAAAAUUAAAGAAAGGCAAUGAGAAAAAAACAUAAAAAGGACAUAGUGUUUGUUAACCAUUUGAUUGAUAAUAAAAACAUUUAAAAUGAAUUUUGUUAAAGACCGUCUGUGAUGUAUUGAAAAUAAAAAUAAUUCAAGCACAUUUAUUAAUAAAUAAUAAUCAAAUAAAAUAAACUUUCUUGAAAAUAAACAAAUAACAAACAAACAACAAAAUCGAUUAUAUUUAUUAUUAUGCGUACAAUAUCAUAUUAAUACGAAACACUUUUUUCUUUUAUUAAUAAAAUGAAUGUUUAAAUGUUUAAAAUUUAAAGAAAAAACAAAAAUUAAAAUAGCACGUACAUAUAUACGAAAAAAACAAACAACAAAAUGAAAACAAACUCCUCAAAGUAAGACAUUUUUCUAAUUUUGUCUAAAUCCCAGACAAAUUUUGAAAUGAAAUAAAUGUUGGGUUUGAAAAAAGUUGUUUAAGGACCCAUAAUUUAAAAUCUAUUCUAAUUGAGUUGGUUUUCAAAUGACAAAAUAUAUAUUUUGGGUCAAAUUAUGUUAAUCUUUUUGGAGUAAUGACAAAAAACGAAAACAUAAAAUAUCGAAAACUAUUAGAAACCCCUGUACAUAUAAAUUCAAUCAAAUGUUGUAAUAUUAUUGUUUUUCUCUUCGUUUUUAGGCCAGACAAACUAACUAAUCGAUAAAUAUUAAACAAACGUAACAAAAUACCAGAUUACCUUAUUUUCUUAAACAUUUUAUAACCUUAAAAAGUAAAAUACCAAAACGACGACGACAACAACAACAAACAAAACUGCAAACUUUUGGAAAAUUGUAUUUUUAUAUUCAAAAUUAUACCGUGUAAAAACAACAAAAUUGUUGAAGAAAAAUAUAUUUGGUUUUUUU